AGGAUAUUAAAUGCACGAAGUUGGAUUGACGUGGGAUCUCAAUUCCUUCACGCAGCUUCUUCUCACUCUCCUCUUCCUCUCCUUCGGUCUCCUCUUCUUUCUCAAACGCACCGCCGCUAAGUACUUCGACCUCGGCGGCCACACCGACCUCCGCCGAGAUUUCAUGGUUCCCGACACGUCUGAUGAAUGCUCUGUCUGUCGGAAGCUCACCACCAAGAAGUGCUCUCGCUGCAAAUCCGUUCGAUACUGCUCUGCGGAGUGCCAAAAGUCAGACUGGAACUCGGGGCAUAAACUAAAAUGCAAGGUGUUUAAGAGUACUGACUCUCUCUUUGGGAAUAGCUCUGCGUCGAAGUCUGCAUUGUCUCCUAAGCUGAGCCAAAUCAAGGCUAUCAUCAAGCCAGGAGACGUUCUUUUCCCAUACGAAACUUUUGUUCAGUAUUUCAACUGGGACAAACCUAAUUUGGCUCCUUGUGGCCUCACCAAUUGUGGAAACAGUUGUUUCGCUAAUGUGGUUCUACAAUGCCUUUCCUGGACACGCCCUCUUGUUGCGUACCUACUAGAGAGAGGCCACAAGAGAGAAUGUAGGCGCAAUGAUUGGUGCUUUCUCUGUGAGUUCGAAACUCAUCUCGAAAGAGCAAACAUAAGCAGGUUUCCUUUUUCACCAAUGAACAUUAUUUCGCGGUUACCUAACAUUGGUGGAAAUCUUGGGUAUGGGAGACAGGAAGAUGCUCAUGAGUUGAUGAGGUUUGUAAUUGACAUGAUGCAAUCUGUUUGCCUUGACGAGUUUGGUGGAGAAAAGGUGGUGCCUCCUCGUGCUCAAGAAACAACCCUUAUUCAAUACAUAUUUGGCGGUCUCCUUCAGUCACAGGUCCAGUGUACUGUUUGCAGUAAUGUUUCUGACCAAUACGAAAACAUGAUGGAUUUAACCGUUGAGAUCCACGGGGAUGCGGUAUCAUUAGGGCAGUGUCUCGAUCAGUUCACAGCUAAAGAAUGGCUUCAGGGAGAUAACCUUUACAAAUGUGAUAGAUGCAAUGACUACGUGAAGGCAUGUAAGCGCCUUUCAAUUCGUUCUGCUCCUAAUAUACUUACAGUUACCUUAAAAAGAUUCCAGGGUGGAAGGUUUGGUAAACUGAACAAAAGAAUUAGUUUUCCGGAGACAUUUGAUCUUGGCCCUUACAUGAGCUGUGGAGGAGAAGGAUCAGAUGUAUACAAACUCUACGCUGUGAUUGUCCAUUUAGAUAUGUUGAAUGCCUCAUUCUUCGGCCACUACAUUUGCUACGUUAAGGACUUCCGAGGAGACUGGUAUAGAAUAGACGAUUCUGAGGUGGAAAAAGUUGAGCUAGAAGAUGUCCUUUCUCAACGAGCUUACAUGCUUCUCUACAGCAGGGUUCAGGCCAGACCAUCAACUCUUAGAUCCGAAGAAGUUCAGGAUGAGAAGAAAACAGAUACAGUGAACAAAGAAUCUCGCCAAGAUGGCUCUGUUGAGAGUUCCGGGGUGGGAACAUGUGACACCAGUGUGUCCUCGAUGUGUAACGGCAUCAUCUCACAUUCUGGGGACCCUGAAUGCAAUAAAGAAUCACCAUCGUCAUCCGUGUCACCAUCCGUAACUGUCUCUGAAGUUACUGAAAGGGUUGAUACGAUAGAUUCUGAUUCAACCCCUUUUGUUGACAUGGAACAUGAUCAUCAAGAAGAAGCAGCAACAAAUGGGAAAGAAGAUCCAACCGUUGUAAAUCCGGCUGUUGUUUCUCCUUGUUCGGACAUUAUUACUUCAUCUCUGUCUGCUACUACAGAGUCCAAACACCGGGAGAAGGAAGAUUCAGACACUGAGAUGAUUGAUAAUGCUCAAUGAAUCCAAAAGCAUGGUGAAGAUCAACAAGGGAGCUUCUAACUUAACAAUAUUGCUGGCAAAUUUGUUUUAGAUGCUGCAGACUUCUGGUGCCUGAAGGAUACUUAGUCAUGUGUGAGAUAGAAACUUCAGGAUAAGUUAUUCUUUUGACUUUUAUUUGUCUGUUAAAAUAUAUUUUACCAUUGAACCCAAAAACCCUUAUAGCAAGAAGAUUAAUGGAGGAAAAACACUGAUGAGUCUGAUGACUUUUGUGCUUAUUUUGGUUUGGAAAAUACAGAAAUCAAAAUCAAUUUGAUUGUUUG
Molecule: messenger RNA, 2148 nt
Organism: Eruca vesicaria subsp. sativa (arugula)
Lineage: Eukaryota; Viridiplantae; Streptophyta; Magnoliopsida; Brassicales; Brassicaceae
Source: the annotation of a GenBank genome assembly